This is a messenger RNA of Penaeus chinensis, 2323 nucleotides long. Its product is annotated as protein mono-ADP-ribosyltransferase PARP11-like. The coding region runs from base 90 to 1595 and encodes 501 amino acids. The record is from RefSeq and is a predicted model, not a curated record. The transcript has 2 exons. Gene Ontology annotation, molecular function: NAD+ poly-ADP-ribosyltransferase activity. NCBI's taxonomy places the organism in Eukaryota, Metazoa, Arthropoda, Malacostraca, Decapoda, Penaeidae.
CCAUCAAAUACAAUUUCAAUUCUUUCUUUCAGCGUGGGAAAGGAGGCCCAUUGGCGAGAAGGGGAGUCCAGCUUGGGAAUGAAGAAUGCAUGGCUGCAAUGGUCAGAUACAUCCCAGUUCCAGAUAGCCUCCACCCUGCAGUAGGAACAUACCCCAUGAUGAGCACAGGCCCACCAGGAAAAGGGACUCCAUCAAGAAAGAUGAAUGGGCAUCUGAAUAAAGGGCGAGGACACUCAGGUUGGGGUGGGCCAUACCACCAGCAUCCCUCAAGACAGGGGAGGGUCACACGGUGGUCAUACUACCAUGAGGGGGAUGUGGAAGUUCCAGAGAUUUGUGUUUACUCAAUUGAGAAUCGCUGCAUGCACGAAGCUACUGGAUGUGUGAGACUCCAUGCAAAGUGUACUUCACAGUGGCAGCUAAUGGAUAAAGGCCGUUGGUAUAACUUCCGUAACUUUCAUUCUAUAGAGAUUGAGACAGCAUUUGAAGAUGUGACAAAAGAUAGAGUGAGUCUCAGCAUUGUAAAUCCAGCCAUGCUAGGUAAGGCUGGUCAAGGCAUGCUUAAACUUAUGGGAACAUUUCAAUGGGAAGUAGACUUUAAUGUUAUGGUUUUGAAAAGAUCUGAUGGCAAAAGGAACUUCAAGAUUCGAAGGGUGUCAACUCAGUCUGCAGCUAUCUCCAAGAGUGCCAAAGCCACAACCUUUGAAUGGUACUUCUUAGAUGCAAACAGUAAAUGGGUGAAGUAUGGACAAGUAGAUACACUUGGCAGGGUUGACAUGGUAACACAGAUAAACAGUGAAGAGAUUGAAUCUAAGUUUAUACCAGGACCAGACACAGCAAUUUUGUUCAGUAACUCCAAAUUUCAGUAUCAGUUGGACUUCACAGCAAUGACACAAACAAAUCUAUCGACAGGAAAAGUAAGGGUUGUUCGUAGGAGACCUGUGAAGAAACAAAGCACAAAACAUAAUUCAAAGACAACCGGACAAAAUAGCAACACAAAUCAGGAACUUCCAGUUACAUGGGAUAAAAUGAGUGAUGGUGAUAAGAUGACUUUGGUUGCCCUAAGUGAAACUAGUCAGGAGUACAGAGAUAUUAUGACAAGCAUUCUUUCAACUAUCCCUAAUGUGAGACCAUUAAGCAUCAAACGAAUACAAAGCCCUUUUCUCUGGCGACCCUUCAAGAACAAAGAAAAAGAACUUGCCAUCAAGUAUGGAGGAGAUAAAAAACUCAAUAUACAAAAGCUUUUCCAUGGAACCAAGUCAGAGCAUGUUGAUAACAUAUGCAGAGAAAACAUUGACUGGCGACUUCAUGGCUCGAAUAUUGCCCAGUUAUAUGGACAGGGAACCUACUUCUCAAAUAGCGCCGCCUGUGCUCAUGGUUAUAGCACCCCUGAUGCUUUUGGACACCGAUUUCUCAUGGUAGCAGAAGUUAUUAUUGGACAGAUAGCUAAAGGGGAUCCUUCCAUGAAAAGGCCCCCAAAGAAUCCAACCACAGGGGAACUUUAUGACACUACAGUAGAUAAUGUAAAUUCCCCAAAAGUCUUUGUAAAAUAUGACAAGCAGGAAUAUUGCCCUUUCUAUAUCAUAGAGCUCUCCUAGGUAACUUGAAAUAACUAAAGAAAUAACUAAAUAAAUUUAUUAAUUUCUUGCAGUUGUAAGUAGGCUGUAGAACUAAUGCAGUUAGAAUAUGAAGCUAUGAACUAUGUAUUAAUGUCUAAAAACCAUCUUUCAUUUUGAUCAUUUGAUACAGGCCUUAUGUAUGUAUAUGUAACUAUUGGUGAUUGUGCAAGCUCUUUCUAAUGAGGGCAGUAAGAUACAUCUGUAACAUUUUUAUUUUAAGUAGUUAAUCGUACUCUUGAAGUAUGAUUAACUUGUAAACUUCCACUUGUAAAAUCAGUGCAUCUCAAUUGAUGAUGUUUGCAAUUAUUUCCACAAAUUUACACAAAAGAUGAUGUCAUAUUGCAAUGUAGCUUUUCAGGGCUUGAAGAUUCUAAUGAGAAUGUUAUAAUUGUAAUCUAAAUAAUUCAAAGAGAGAUGGUUAGACUAAUCUAAAGUGUAUGUAUGUUUACUUUACUGCAAAUAUGGCAGUAUAGUGUACUAUUUCAGAUACAUUAAAAUUACUGACUGAAAAAAUAGUUUAUGGAUAGAUCUAAAAUGAAAACAGAGGCACUGUAUGAAAACAUUUGUGCAGUUCUCUCUAAAUGGAUUGAGUGUUUUUAUUAUUAUUAUUGUUGUUGUUGUUAUUGUUAUUGUUAUUAUCAUUAUCAUUUUCAUUAUUUUUUUUAUAUUUUUUAUUAUUACUAUCAUUAUUUUUUAUUAUUAUUAUA